AAAAGUUCGAUACAACUUCCGUCUUUAAAUGCGAUGAAAUUUGUAAACACCGAAGCAUGGAUAUCGUGAUAUAUAUGAUUUUAUUAUGUGCAAACUUUAAAAUGUCUCUACAAUCGAAAAUAACUAUGAUUAACCUUUAAUAUAAAUAAUAAAUAAAUGUAUAUGUGCAAUAUUUCAUAAUGUCAAUUUAUAUGACAAAUAAAACUUGAGGUUAUGACGUGAAAAAUAAAUAUAUUGUUACCUUCGUGCCAAUAGUAUGAAGUCGCCUAUAUCUUGGACGUAUAUUACUUUGGUAUUAUUACUUAGCUUUGGGAAAAACUCAUGUAAUAACCAAUUAAACUGUACGUCAGAAGAAGAAGAACAGAAUCAUCAUAACUCGGCACACAACAAGUCUCAUGAUACCUCAACGAUAUCAUCAUGUGAUAUGUAUAAUAAUAUGCAUGAAGUUAAAAUUCAAUUUUCAUCUAGAAUUGUUAAAAAUGAAUAUAUCGUAGCGUUCAAAGGUUAUUACACGCCAAAUGCACGUCAAAAUUAUAUACACGCUGCAUUGAAUUCAUCCGGUGUUAAUAAUUGGAAAUUACUAACCAGAAAUAAUUUGGCUAGUCAUUAUCCUAGCGACUUUGAUGUAGUACUUUUAGAAGAAACUGAUAAUUUUCAUGGUCUCAAUGCCUUAAUGGAUCAUCCGCUUAUUAAAAGAGUAACACCUCAACGAUUAGUACGUAGAAGUUUAAAGUAUAUUAAUAUCACUGAAGAAGGAGAAUUACCUGAGUAUAAAGUAUUCAAAAGGAAAAUUACAACCUACGGAAGUAACUUUUGGCAACCGAUAAAUCGUCAUGCAUCUCGUAGAUUGUUACGUGCUAUUCCAAGACAAAUUACAACUACUUUACAAGCGGAUGCUUUAUGGAACUUGGGUUUAACGGGUCAUGGUAUUAAGGUAGCAAUAUUUGAUACAGGAUUAGCUGCCAAUCAUCCACAUUUUAAAAAAAUUAAAGAACGUUCCAAUUGGACUAAUGAAAAAACUUUGGAUGAUGGUGUUGGUCAUGGAACAUUUGUUGCCGGUGUUAUAGCUUCAUCUUCCAAAGAAUGUCUUGGAUUUGCACCGGAUGCCGAAUUGCAUAUUUUUCGUGUUUUCACUAAAACUCAAGUGUCAUACACAUCAUGGUUUCUUGAUGCAUUCAAUUAUGCUAUACUAACUAAAGUCACUGUAUUAAAUCUUAGUAUUGGCGGUCCAGAUUUUAUGGAUCAUCCAUUUGUUGAUAAAGUUUGGGAACUUACAGCAAAUGGUGUAAUCAUGGUAUCCGCAAUUGGGAAUGAUGGUCCUCUUUAUGGAACAUUAAAUAAUCCUGCCGAUCAAAUGGACGUCAUUGGUGUAGGAGGCAUCAAUUGGGAAGAUCAAAUAGCCAGAUUUUCAUCGAGAGGUAUGACAACGUGGGAAUUACCAUCCGGUUAUGGAAGAGUCAAACCAGAUUUAGUUACAUAUGGAUCAGGAGUUAGAGGUUUGGCAUUGCCAAAUGGUUGUAAAACACUUUCUGGUACUUCUGUUGCUAGUCCUGUUGUAGCUGGUGCUGUAGCACUUUUGGCAAGUGGCUUUGUUGAAUCAAACAAUUCGCUAAAUAUUAAUAAGAAGAUAACACCAGCUAGCAUGAAACAAGCAUUGCUCAGUUCAGCACGACGUUUAUCAGGUAUUGGUAUGUUUGAACAAGGAGCAGGAAAAUUAGAUUUGUUGAGAGCGUAUCACUUUUUAAAAUUAUAUACGCCUAUGUGUACUCUCAGUCCAAGUUAUAUAGAUCUAACUGAGUGUCAGUAUAUGUGGCCAUAUUGUACUCAAGCCGUUUAUCACACCGGUAUACCAACCAUCGUAAAUAUAACUAUAAUUAAUGGAUUGGGUGUCUCGGGUCAUAUUACUGAUCUGACUUGGCAUCCAUAUACUGGUAAUGGUAAUGGUGAACGAAUUGAUAUAUCAUUAACGCACAGCGAUGUUUUAUGGCCAUGGUCUGGCUGGUUAGCCGUUUCUAUAACCGUUCCAUCAAGUUCUCGUGAUUGGCAGGGUAUAGCACAAGGUCAUAUAUCUAUAACUAUAACGUCACCACCAAGUAAUGGGGAAGAAGAACCACGUCAAUCAACCAUUGAUUUACCAUUAAAAGCCAAAGUUAUACCAAUUCCACCACGACACAAACGUAUUCUUUGGGAUCAAUACCAUAACUUACGCUAUCCUCCAGGAUUUUUUCCAAGGGAUGAUUUAAGUGUUAAAAAUGAUCCCCUAGAUUGGAAUGGUGAUCACAUUCAUACAAAUUUUAAACAUAUGUAUCAACAUUUACGCAAUGCUGGAUAUUAUCUUGAAGUACUCGGUCAUCCAUUUACUUGUUUCAACGCUAAAAAUUAUGGAACGUUAUUAAUAGUUGACGCGGAAGAAGAAUUCUUUCCUGAAGAGAUAGCAAAAUUAAAACGAGAUGUCGAAGAGGAUGGACUUUCUGUAAUUAUUUUUGCAGAUUGGUAUAAUGUUACUGUUAUGAGAAAAGUCAAAUUUUAUGAUGAAAACACUCGCCAAUGGUGGGUUCCUGAUACUGGAGGUGCUAAUAUUCCAGCUUUAAAUGAUCUUUUAUAUCCUAAUUGGGGAAUAGCAUUUAGCGAUCACGUACAAGAGGGUCAGUUUACUCUUGGUCAACAUUCACCAAUAUCUUUUGCUUCUGGAUCAACUAUUACUCGAUUUCCAAAGGAUGGUGUUUUACUUUAUGCAAAAUUACGCGAUCAAGGUGAAGAAUUUAUUUUGGAAACGGAACCGAAAACGUCCAAACUUGUACCAAUACUUGGACUGUUACAAACCAAACGUUAUGAAAAUAUUCAAGAAAAUUAUAAUAUUGUUAAAAAUAACGAUAUUAAAGAUUUGGAAGAAGAUUUUCCGGAUGACAAUCAUGAGAAGGAACAUGUUAACGAUAUACCUGGAAGAAUUGUAGUAUACGGAGAUUCAAAUUGCAUUGAUGACAGUCAUUUGCAAAAACCUUGUUUCUGGAUGCUCGAUGCCAUCUUAGAGUAUACUACGACAGGUCGAAUAGCAACCAUAUUUAUCAAUGAAAAUUCACCACCGAAUAAAGAUUCAAAUGAAUUGGAUCAUUUCGAGAAUAGUGUAUUACCUAAACGAAUAGAAAAUAGUAAUUUCAAACGUCAUAGUAAGGUAAUAGCAUCCGAAGGAACUGGAGCUAAUCGUUAUCGACCAUUACCAUUGUGUCCCAUUCUAACAUUAGCUGUACCAAAACCAGUUAACGAAUCUGCACCGACAAAUUUAUACAAAUCACAAAAAUUACUUUCCGUGGACAAUGGAAUAAUAGCCGCCAAUCCAAUUCCACCAGAAGAUUCAUUGUGGUUUAAACGACAUAUUGGAGCUAAUAAUGUUCCUUUGUUAUAUAAUAAUGAUUUAAACGGAGUCGUUCAUAAAAAACAAAAUGAACAAGACUUUGAAAUGACUGUGAACGAAUGGUAUUAUAUAGGAAUAAUUAUUAUAAUAGUUACAUUACUUUUAUGUUUUCUUAAUCGCUGCAAUUGGUUGAUAUUUAGAAGACACUCUAGAAGAAAACGAACAGUUGGUAAAUUGCGUAGACUUAUACAAACUUUUAAUCCUAUACGCAGGUAGCUUGGAAAUGGUGUGUGAUCUAAAAAAAAAAAAAUAAUGCUUGUAAAGACAAAUUUUAUAAAAUAGUUUUAUAACAUUUUUGUUUAUAGAUAUAUUUUAUAUAGACAACACAAUCAAUCUUAUGGUAUAUAUAAAUAUUCUAUAAGCUAAAUAACACUUUAUCAAAUUUCUCUCUAUUAAUUAUUCAAAGAUUGAGAACUAAAAAAAAAAAA
Messenger RNA from Polistes dominula (European paper wasp), 3840 nucleotides. RefSeq names its product membrane-bound transcription factor site-1 protease (gene S1P). Gene Ontology annotation, biological process: proteolysis. The record is from RefSeq and is a predicted model, not a curated record. NCBI's taxonomy places the organism in Eukaryota, Metazoa, Arthropoda, Insecta, Hymenoptera, Vespidae. Gene Ontology annotation, cellular component: Golgi apparatus. Gene Ontology annotation, molecular function: serine-type endopeptidase activity.